AUGACGGAUUCGAAGGAAGUUUAUUCGUUCACGGCAUUUAACGAUGACUAUGCAUUCAGUGAUGAUGGAUACUUUACGUAUUCAAGUACUGAGCAGAAACGUGUGGAAGAUUCGGUAAGCGAAAGAUAUAAGGAGUUUCUGGGUGAGUGUAUGGAGGAUAUUGAAGAAACAAAGCAUUUCACACCGGUACUACAUCGUUCUGUGCACAUACAUUAUAUUUGUCGAACGCUUGUGGAACUCGGAAGGUCUUUCCAGGUGAGUGGCGUUUUUCCAAUGUCUCAUCUGCAUUUCCAGCUGAUGAAAAUACUCUAUCUUAUCAUAGCUCAGUUCAUUUCUGGUUAA
Molecule: messenger RNA, 342 nt
Organism: Anisakis simplex (herring worm)
Lineage: Eukaryota; Metazoa; Nematoda; Chromadorea; Rhabditida; Anisakidae
Source: the annotation of a GenBank genome assembly